UCGAGAUUAUUUGAAUCGUCGGUCUGUCUUAGGUUUGACUCUUUUGUGUACCAGAAUGGAACGUUUACGAACUUUACAAAAUGAUCUGAGUAGAGUUAAAAAUGAAAAAUCCUUAAUCGUAGAAGAAAUUGGUCGCUUACAACAACAGCGACGAAAAUUGUCAGAAAAAAUUGACGAAAUUAAAUUGGAAAUUGAAACCAUACAAAGUCAAACGAAUCAUCGAGACAUUCGUGAAAAAUUUUCCAACGAAACAUAUGAAUGGUCUCAGAAGGCUCAAUCGUUAUUAGAAUCGGUAUUUGGUUUGAAAGAAUUUCGUUCCCACCAAUUAGCCGCUAUAAAUGCAGUAUUAUCCGGCUUGGAUGUCUUGUUAAUAAUGCCAACCGGUGGUGGUAAAUCGCUUUGUUUUCAAAUAGCCGCUUUGAUUACCGGUGGCCUCACCGUUGUCGUUUCACCAUUGAUAUCGUUGAUAGAAGAUCAAUUAAGCUCACUGAAAGCAUUGAAUAUACCGGCCAAGAUAUUGAACAAGGAUUACAAAGAAGAAUCGAAUCAGAUUUUAAAAAGUUUGGAACAACCGUCCAUAUCAUUUCGAAUAUUGUAUGUAACACCGGAAAAAUUGAAACAUAAUACUAUGCUUAUGAAACAAUUGGAUAAGUGCUAUCGAAACGAUAAUCUUAAACUCAUAGUUAUCGAUGAAGUUCAUUGUUGUUCAACUUGGGGUCACAAUUUUCGCCGCGAUUAUCAAUUCUUGAACAAUGUACAUCGUCAAUUUUCAAAAACACCGAUUCUCGGACUCACAGCUACGGCAACUACUAAAACUAUUAGUGAUGUGAUUAAUAUUCUAGAAAUACCUGGUUGUUGUAUAUUCAAAGAUUCAUUUUAUCGUUCCAAUCUUAAUUACUCAAUAGAAUGGCACGAUGAUCCGGAAUUUAAGAAGCUAGCUCACUUAUUGAAUACAAAAUAUUCUGGCCAAAGUGGUUUGAUAUAUUGUCUGAAAACACAUGAUGUCGAUACUGUUGUCAAACAACUUUGUUUGAAAGGAAUUAAAGCUUCAAGAUAUUAUGCAGAUUUGCCAAUCGAAACGAAAAAUCAAACCUAUGAAAAAUGGUUUAAUGGCCAUUUGCAGGUGAUUGUCGCCACGAUUGCAUUCGGUAUGGGCAUCAAUAAGAAUAAUGUUCGAUUUGUAAUCCACUAUCAAAUACCAAAAUCACUGGAAAAUUAUUAUCAAGAAACUGGUCGUGCAGGACGUGAUGGUCGGCCAGCUGAUUGUAUAUUAUUCAUGAGAUAUAUCGAUGUAUUCAAUACGUUGUCAAUUGUUAGCGAUGAAUAUCAUGGAAUGGAUAAUGUUCUAAAAAUGUUAUCAUAUUGCCUGAAUGGUCAGGAAUGUCGAAAGAAAUUAUUGGCACAUCAUUUCAAUGAUGAAUGGUGUCAUGAAUGCCAAAAUCGAUGUGAUAAUUGUAAAAACAAAUCUACUACUACUGAUAAUAUACAACAAAAAGAUCUUUACAAAGCCAUGAUGGAAUUGGAACAGAUUAUUGUGAAUGCAUUUGAAAAAGCGGAAAAACGAUUAACCCCAGCAAAACUAUUGGAAUUAUGGAUGGGCAAUGGCGAGAAAAAAUUACGACCCAUCAAUUUGAAACGAACUAGUUAUAAACGUGAACAUGCUGAAAGAUUAAUACUACAUUUAUUGGUGAAUAAUUACCUGGAUAUUAAUUAUAGUGCGUCAAGAUAUUGUAUUAUAACGUACAUUGUCGUAAGUGAUCAUUGGCCAACAUUGAAAGAUUCAUUCAAUCAAUUCAAUGCUAUACAACAACAACAACAACAACAAACAAAUGAUGAUGACAAUCAAACGCAAACAAAACGUUUGAAAACUAUUAUUACCAUUGAAUAAUUCAAUUUGGAUUAUAUCAAAUUAUGGCUUUAAUUAAUAGGAACUUUAUUGUAAAAGCUGAAAAAUUGCAUGAAAUGAAUAUAUUAUUGUUUAGGUAAAAUUUUUAAUUGUAAUAAAUUUUAUAAAUUAAAAA
Molecule: messenger RNA, 2021 nt
Organism: Dermatophagoides farinae (American house dust mite)
Lineage: Eukaryota; Metazoa; Arthropoda; Arachnida; Sarcoptiformes; Pyroglyphidae
Product: putative ATP-dependent DNA helicase Q1
Biological process (GO): double-strand break repair via homologous recombination
Cellular component (GO): chromosome; cytoplasm
Molecular function (GO): ATP binding; nucleic acid binding; 3'-5' DNA helicase activity
Source: RefSeq, a predicted model, not a curated record